AUGCAAAACCUACUACGUUACAUCCGCCAGGUCCAGGAACAGCUGUACGAUGACUUCAGAGCGGCGCUAGAGCUACCUAGCAAGUUUAUCACAAAUAUAGAAGAGACUCUACGCGAAAAAGGGGACUGGAACUGGACUCAGGCUGCAUAUCAUCUGGUUGUGACUGGUCACUGCCCAGAUGACGUUAAGGAAUGGCUAGUCGAUCAAUUAGGUGACCGCGUGAGUGAUUUUGUGAAUUUCCUUCUGCAGAACCAACUGACAGGCGAGGCGUGGGAGAAAGCUCUCGUGACGGGCUAUGAAAGUAUUAGGCGUCUAUCACACGAGCACCUGUUGCCAGCGCUAGAACGAUUUGUUGUACUUGCGAGUCACCUUCGAGGAUUGUCAAGAUUUCAGGUCUCGAAUCGCCAUCUAGAUUUGUCUACUCAGGAUUUGGACAAUGUCAUCGACACUUUAAGCUGCUUACAACUCAUUGCGCAUCAAUUGCUGAUUGACUGUGGAAUUGAGUUGCGACAGUUUCAUGCCUUUUCUACCUGGCUUCGGCAGGAAAUUGAUGCCCAAGCUUCUGAAACCAACAUUUCUGAUGACCAUGAGACGAAUCUCAAUAUUGAUUAUACAAAUACACUGAAAUAUAUUCAAGGACCUAUGAAGCAUAGCCGUCUCCUUGCAUACUUGCGGAUUUACGAUGUGUCAGAUGGAAUAGAGUAUUGGGAUCUGGAAGCUGAGGGUGGAUCACUAUUCAAACUAUACCAAGACAAAACGAAAAAAAAGGAUGACAGAUCCAAACAGACAAAGCAACUGCCACGCCUUGAUGCCCUAGUGAGUCACCUAGAUCAGCAAUGCGGCAAAUUAUACAGCAGUAUUGCAGAGACACAACGAAGGAACACCCGACUUGGCCGCCCUUGUCUUCUUACAAAAGGUCCCGCAAACAUUGUAGACAUGAGGAUGCUCGAUCCUACUGGGGAAGGUAGUAAAACUAAACCUUUAGAAAUCGAAUUGUAUCGAGUUAUGAUUAGUAUUGAGCACGGAAUGAGCACUAUCGAGGGCGUCGAAUCAGCCCUAAUCGACCUUGGAGAUUGGCAUUUGCGCGACAGCCGAUUUUUAGAUGACAGAGAAAUGAUAGUCGCUAUCUCACGUCUUGGUAAAGUAACAUGGAGAUUGGACAAACCGCAAUGA
Molecule: messenger RNA, 1173 nt
Organism: Bacidia gigantensis
Lineage: Eukaryota; Fungi; Ascomycota; Lecanoromycetes; Lecanorales; Ramalinaceae
Exons: 3
Coding region: 1-1173 (390 amino acids)
Biological process (GO): positive regulation of mitotic metaphase/anaphase transition; protein K11-linked ubiquitination; anaphase-promoting complex-dependent catabolic process
Cellular component (GO): anaphase-promoting complex; nuclear periphery
Source: RefSeq, a predicted model, not a curated record